AUGCAACCACUUCAUACUCCUGUGGAAGCGCCUGUGUUUCCUGGACUUGGAGACCCGAUUCGACGCACGCGCUGGGUUUCCGUGCCGCUCACUGACCCGGAUACCGACGCGCUGAACGGCGGAUCGCGACCAGCUCCAACACCUGGGACGCACGGCACUCGCUUGGUUCUCGUCGGAACCCAGCAUGGACAAGUACGCACGAGCGUGUAUCCUUCGGGUUGCCUCUUUACCAGCUGGGUCGGAUCUGUGGCUGGGGCGCUCUCCGAUGGCGUUCGAGACGUUGCCGCGAUCCAAGGCGCUUCAACGGAGAGCCUCCUUGUCUCCGUAUCCGCAAAUGGAACCCUGAUACGAACCACGCUGGGUCUACCACUGCACACGUUGACGAGCUCGGACUGGACGCAGUCGCGACUCUGUCGACCAAUGCCUCUACAGGGCCAUGCGUUGCUCCUGGUAACCACUGACCUCGGACGCAUGCACCUGUUGCAGGCCGAGAGAGGCACUGCGCUGCGCUCGUUCGUGGAUCCACCGCAUAUUCGUCGAGCGCUCGCUGCAGACUGGCUCUACAACCAAGCGAUUGUUCUGGGAUAUGAUGACGGAUCUAUUGCGCUGAAGGAUCCAUCCUCAUUGCGCGUGCUCCACGAGGAGCCGCGGCACCCGGCAGGCAACGCUGCGCGCUUUCCUGUCGUCGACCUGGUCGCGUUAAGCGAGCAUGGUUUAGUGGCGGCAGUCUAUGGGGUUGUCCCGCUCAUUCGACUCUAUGACAUUCGAAAGGGUCUAGGGAACGGCGGUCGCGUCGGCAAAAUAUCACCCGCUAUCGUCCAGGAGCUGGCUGUGCCGAGUUCGGACUCGGUCAUUGCCCUGAAAUGGUUACCAGGGAAGCAGCGCCUGUGGACGCUGGGUGUUGGUGGUCAUUGUGAACGUUUCAGCGUCGACGGGGCUGCAAGUGUCCUCUGUUAUGAGGCUGGGUUGUGUUUGCCGGUCGGCAACGGUCUCUACUCCUGCUUCGAUAUCACCGCUGAAGGCGGUACGUUGGUGACUGGCGACCUCGGCGGUUGUGUCCAGUAUCUGCAUCUCGAGGAAAGUGAGAAGCUGGAAGCAUUGGCGAAUGCCCAGUGUCCAGAUCCAGCGCUCUCCGAGCCUGCUCUCAUAGAGGCUCUCUGUUCGAGGGCGGCACGCAACGCGAGGCCGCGUCGAGACCUCACCGACUCGACACAUACAGAACAGCGCUGCUGGCUUGCGGAUACGCCCUGGCCUUUAGUCCAGCAGCAACGGGGCAAUGCGACAAAACGGUUGAAAUUCCGUUUCCCGCUGCUGGCCAGUCCGAUAGCAAUACGGAGCGCCCGCUUUGUGGGUCCAGUUGGCUACCUGCCCGUAACUGGUUCAGCAUCCGACCAGCUCUACCUGCAACCAGAUGAAGGCUGGCAACAGACGAGUAUCUCCACUGCGAGCAUGCAACCAAAACUGGACACACUCGAGGAACGUGUGCGUUUCAGACGCAUCGAUCUGGUGAAGGCGGAGAGUCUCGAAGGCUUCGAUUAUGCCCUGUACAAUCGAACGCGUUUUUGUGGGCUUGAAAACAGCCUCCCGACGAUGUACAUGAAUCCAAUCUUGCAGAUGUUCUUCUUCAUUCGUCCGUUUCGUGAGGCGAUGUUCGGACUGUGUCAUCGCUUUGCGUGCACUGGCGAGGAGUUGCCCACGAGUAUAGCCGCGGAGCUCGGGUACCUCUAUGACAUGAUGGAGCGCGGCGGCAGCCUUGCAUGUGAUACGGUGCGUCUUAUGUACGCUUUUCAACAGAGUCAUCAGGCGGUAGCUCUGGGUCUCGUCGAUCGUUUGAGUGGUGGUCCAACGCUGAUGCAGUCUGGGAUCCCGCUGGAGCGCCUUGUUGAUAAGUUUUGCCGCUUUCUGCUGGAGAACUUGUCGCGCGAGGAAAUGCACGAUGCGUAUGGCGCUCCGCCAGAUCAGCGGGUCAUCGAGAGACUCUUCGCCUUUCGAACGAGGACCUGUAUUCGUUCAGUUGCGAGCGGAUUAGAAACGACGCGAGAAGAUGUACAGUACGUGCUGUCGCUCUCGAGCGACAAUGCAGAACCUGUGGAGGCGGCACACUUUCCAUCGUUGGUGAACGCUGCGCUGCGGCAGACGCAGCCACCGAUACGGGCGCUGCACCCGGCGAGCCAGAAAGUGGAACUUGUUGAGCAGCGUCGCGAGGUCCUCUCGCUGGCCCCCUAUCUGCUGUGCAGCAGUGCGGGCAUCACAGUUCGGUCGCUUCAACCUGAACUGGAGCUCGAGCUGCCGCUCGACGCUGCUUGCUACCGGUACCGUCUCAUCGGCGAAGUCGUAGGCGUACGUCCAGCAAACGUUCCAGCAUCCACAAAUCAACAAAAAGCGCCGGCUGCGACCUCAACAGUGGCAUUUCUCAGAAUCCAGGGACUGGAACCGCACCAGGCAUCACUGAGUGCCCAGGAAGGGUCGUGGUACUGUUUUAAUGAUUUUACAAUCACUGCGGUGCGCGAUGCUGCACAAGUCGAGCGCUUCGAUUCGUGUUUCAUGCAGCCGCUCUUGCUGCUGUAUCGUAGAGAGACCGGUGUUGCCGCAGUUGCGCUCGACGACAAGCCGCCCGUGUCGUUCGAAGCACGACUCUGGCCCGACUCGGAAACAGAGUGGGCGCGCGUAUUUGCGCUGCGCCCUAUGAGUACGACUCAUAAGCGGCUGCUUCAAGCGGGCGACAGGAAUGCGCUGCGAGCUCGGUUGUCUUUCGUGCCGCUGCAGCCGGGCGAGCGUCUGACACGCGGUACGCUCGUCGCGAUCGACACUGAGUUUGUGCUCGUAUCCCGGGAGAAGGCAGAAAUAUGCUGCAGCCGUCGAUCGACGGGACAUACGCCGCGCUGGUGCCGCUGGAGCAGCCCGUCAUUGGGCCAGGCACCAGAAGAGGAGGAGCCGCUCUUGCGACGGGUGAUUCUGGAACCCUCUCGCAAACAUGUGGCCCGAGUCACCGUGAUUCGGGAAAAUGGACAGGUGCUGCUGGAUGACUACGUCAUGCCCCCGCCCGGAUGCACGAUUGUGGACUACCUGACCCGCUACAGUGGGAUAACUGCACCGGAUUUGCAGCCAAACCGCACCCGACAUUAUUUGACGCUGAGCAAGUAUGUGUACGCCAAGUUGCAUGCAUUGCAGCGCACCGGAUGUGUGUUCGUGGGUCAUGGUCUAAGAAGUGAUUUUCGCCAGUUGAAUUUCCUGCUUCGGUCCGAGCAAUACCGUGACACGGCGCUGUUGUUUCGCUUGCCCGCAAACGAACGUACGCGUGGGCGGUCUCGACUGCUUUCAUUGCGCUUUCUCGCUGGUUGUCUGUUGAAACGACGGGUCCAGAACGGCUCCCAAGGUCACGAUUCCGUUGAGGACGCGCGUGCGGCGCUCGACCUCUAUCGUUUAUAUCUGGAACUCGAACAGCGACAGCUCCUCAAAACGACCGUUGAGCGGCUCUACGAGUACGGCAGCAGAAAGCACUGGCAACCAGACUUUGCGGAUCCCUUUGAACUCGCACUAUAG
Messenger RNA from Cyanidioschyzon merolae strain 10D, 3543 nucleotides. RefSeq names its product similar to poly(A)-binding protein dependent poly(A)-ribonuclease subunit. The coding region runs from base 1 to 3543 and encodes 1180 amino acids. The transcript has a single exon. The record is from RefSeq and is a predicted model, not a curated record. Gene Ontology annotation, molecular function: nucleic acid binding; protein binding. Gene Ontology annotation, biological process: nuclear-transcribed mRNA poly(A) tail shortening. NCBI's taxonomy places the organism in Eukaryota, Rhodophyta, Bangiophyceae, Cyanidiales, Cyanidiaceae. Gene Ontology annotation, cellular component: PAN complex; P-body.